AUGGAGUUCACGGCGUCGCCCAAGCCCCAGCUCUCCUCUCGAGCCAAUGCCUUCUCCAUCGCCGCGCUCAUGUCCAGCGGUGGCCCCAAGGAGAAGGAGGCAGCAGAAAACACCAUCAAACCCCUGGAACAAUUCGUGGAGAAGUCGUCCUGCGCCCAGCCCCUGGGUGAGCUCACCAGCCUGGAUGCUCACGCGGAGUUCGGCAGCGGGGGCGGCAGCCCUUCCUCAUCCUCUCUCUGCACAGAGCCACUGAUCCCCACCACCCCCAUCAUCCCCAGCGAGGAGAUGGCUAAAAUCGCCUGCAGCUUGGAAACGAAGGAGCUCUGGGACAAAUUCCAUGAACUGGGCACAGAGAUGAUCAUCACCAAGUCCGGAAGGAGGAUGUUCCCGACGAUCCGCGUGUCAUUUUCUGGAGUGGAUCCUGAGGCCAAGUACAUAGUCCUGAUGGACAUCGUCCCGGUGGACAACAAGAGGUAUCGCUACGCCUACCACCGGUCCUCAUGGCUGGUAGCCGGCAAGGCUGACCCUCCCUUGCCAGCCAGGCUCUAUGUGCACCCAGACUCCCCCUUUACUGGUGAGCAGCUCCUCAAACAGAUGGUGUCUUUUGAAAAGGUGAAACUCACCAACAACGAACUCGAUCAACAUGGCCAUAUAAUUUUGAAUUCAAUGCAUAAGUACCAGCCGCGGGUGCACAUCAUAAAGAAGAAAGACCACACAGCUUCCCUGCUCAAUCUGAAGUCGGAAGAAUUCAGAACAUUCAUCUUUCCAGAGACAGUCUUCACAGCGGUCACGGCCUACCAGAACCAGCUGAUAACCAAGCUGAAAAUAGACAGCAAUCCGUUUGCCAAAGGAUUCCGGGACUCCUCCAGGCUCACUGACAUUGAGAGGGAGAGUGUGGAGAGCCUGAUCCAGAAGCAUUCCUAUGCCCGCUCACCCAUCCGCACCUAUGGAGAAGAGGACGUACUGGGGGAGGAGAGCCAAACAACUCCAAAUCGAGGAUCAGCCUUUACAACAUCUGACAAUUUGUCUCUCAGUUCCUGGGUGUCAUCGUCUUCCAGUUUUCCUGGAUUUCAACAUCCACAGACCCUGACUGCUCUUGGCACCAGCACAGCGUCCAUAGCAACACCCAUUCCUCACCCUAUACAGGGUUCUCUGCCACCGUAUAGCCGUCUGGGAAUGCCUCUGACCCCAUCUGCCAUUGCCAGCUCCAUGCAGGGAAGUGGUCCCACAUUCCCUUCAUUCCACAUGCCUCGAUACCAUCACUACUUUCAGCAGGGGCCCUAUGCAGCCAUCCAAGGACUACGCCACUCCUCUGCGGUGAUGACACCGUUUGUAUGA
Messenger RNA from Peromyscus californicus insignis, 1338 nucleotides. It is a transcript of the gene Tbx20, whose product is annotated as T-box transcription factor 20. Gene Ontology annotation, molecular function: DNA-binding transcription factor activity, RNA polymerase II-specific; RNA polymerase II cis-regulatory region sequence-specific DNA binding. NCBI's taxonomy places the organism in Eukaryota, Metazoa, Chordata, Mammalia, Rodentia, Cricetidae. Gene Ontology annotation, biological process: regulation of transcription by RNA polymerase II; vasculogenesis; heart looping. The transcript is spliced from 8 exons. The record is from RefSeq and is a predicted model, not a curated record. Gene Ontology annotation, cellular component: nucleus. Bases 1 to 1338 code for a protein of 445 amino acids.